Molecule: messenger RNA, 3570 nt
Organism: Pangasianodon hypophthalmus (striped catfish)
Lineage: Eukaryota; Metazoa; Chordata; Actinopteri; Siluriformes; Pangasiidae
Gene: pigs
Product: phosphatidylinositol glycan anchor biosynthesis, class S
Exons: 12
Coding region: 95-1780 (561 amino acids)
Biological process (GO): attachment of GPI anchor to protein
Cellular component (GO): GPI-anchor transamidase complex
Source: RefSeq, a predicted model, not a curated record
CCUCUUCUCUGUUUUGAUUGGACAAACCAUGCGCAGAUUCUUUUCUCUGAUUGGUCAGUGCGUGCGUCAUAUGCGGUAGUAAAUUCAUGUAGCAAUGGCAGCAAUGGAGAUAGAAAAGCGGCGUGGGAGAAACGCUGCCCUGUCCAUCGCCGCUGUGGUCAUCCUUCUUGGCUUGCCGUUGUGGUGGAAGACAACAGAAACAUACCGCGCCUGGCUCCCAUACUCCCAGAUCUCUGAGCUCGACUCCUUACAGCUCCAGUUAAGUGUCGAGGUCGAGGUGGUGUUUUCUCGAGGAACCCUGAGCCCCGAGCAGCAGAAGAAGGUCCCGCUCAGUCAGACCAGAGAGCAGGAGCACCAAGUAGAUGCUAAGAAUGGGCUGCGGUACAAGUAUGAAACCAAGUAUCGCACGGCUACGAUCAUGGAAGAAGACGCUUUAAAUCAGCCCACAGCUCAAGAGGCGGAUCAUUCUCUGCACAUGCUCAGUGAGAGUGCGUGUGGCUCUGUCGUGGUGUACGUCAUCCCCGAGUCCUCCACCUUGCUACCAGAUGAUGUGAAAGUAUAUGUGGGUCAGUGGCGCACUGCCCUGCUGCGUGCCACUCCGCUUCCACCUGCUGGGAGUCUGAAGGAGGUGCUGUCCGCUCUGGAGCCUCAGGUCAAGCAGGUGAUCGACACCAUGUCCUUCAGCCACCAGGAAAUCAUGGGUGCUCUGAGCGACCGCAUCCGCAUCAGCCAGGUCAGCAAGGAGAGCCUGGUCGACAGCAUGAGGGCCAUCAAGUCCAGUCCAGGUUAUGAAAUCACGUUCAGCCUCUUGAACCCUGACCCAAAAUCCCAUAACCUGCACUGGGACAUCGAGGGAGCUGUUCAUAGCUACAUCCAGCCUCUUCUGAACAAACUGAGCCCGAUAGCGAACUUCUCUGUGGACUCACAGAUCCUGUACUACGCAGUGUUGGGGGUCAACCCUCGUUUUGACAGCACCGUAUCAGCGUACACUCUCAACGCAGCCAGCUUGUCACACGUCAUCAAUCCUGUGGAGGCCAGACUAGGCUCCAAUGCUGCGUCUUCAUACCCGGUGCUGAACUUCCUGCUGUAUGUUCCCGAUGCCCAUCACUCUCCACUCUUCAUCAGAGAUCACAGAAAGAAGGAAGUGCCUUCAAACGCCUUCCACAGCCCCCGCUGGGGUGGGAUAAUGGUGUACAAUGUGAAUGACAUGUACGGACCUGAGGUGGAAUUUCCUGUCGAUAUCACCAUCAACAUGGCCAAAGUGAUGGGUGUCUUCUUGGCACAGUUAAGGCUGUUAUUGGGAGUACAGAAGACACAACCUCCUCCCGGUUUCUUUCUGCAGAGCCCGGGCAGUGCGGGAUUGGCCGACUGGGAGCUGGACCGGCUGCUGUGGAGUCGCAGUGUAGAGAAUGUGGCUACUGCUACGACCACCAUCACCUCGCUCGCUCAGCUCCUCGACCAGAUCAGCAACAUCGUUAUUAACGACAACAUCGCCCAGCAGGUGUCCAGUGCGGUGACGUCUCUCCAGGCUGCCAUGGCUGAGCUGGAGGCCGGGAACUUGGCCUUCGCCCUGCAGUACAGUCGGGAGGCCAUCCUGGCUUCAGAGAGAGCGUUUUUCGACCCCUCUCUUUUGCAUCUUUUAUACUUUCCUGACGACCAGAAGUUUGCCAUUUACAUCCCUCUCUUCUUGCCCAUGUGUGUGCCCAUUGUGCUCUCGCUGCUAAAGAUCAUCAGUGAGAUUAGACAGAAGCGUGCUGACAAGCUGGCCAAAAAGGACUGAGAGCCCGCAAAUACACACACAAUUUGUUGGUGCCUGUAAAUGUUUCUAUGCACUGAUUUUUCAUUACACUGUAAGUUGUUACUAAAGACAGUCUGUUGUGUGGAUGUUUACAGUACUAUACAAGGACUGUGUUUUCAGUUUAAAGGCUGGAAAGCAUCACUACUUUCAAAUUCCUUUAGUUCAGAAGGUGACUCAGAACCAAAACUAAACUAUGCGUUUUCAGGUAUUUUUUUCAUCUACCGAGGAGAGGAGUGUCAGUCACGUCAGUGUUCAUGUGGCCCAUUCAUACAUUUAAAAAAUUUAUGUUGAUGUUACAUUGAAUACAGGAGCAGAAGAACAUGUGGGUGUCUGUCAGAAUCAAUGACCUUGUUUACUAGCUACUUCCUCUUCCAAAAACCAGAGUUGUCAGGGUUCAGCACAAUUUACAGCCCAGCUACAUCUCAAAGUCUUCGCAAGGAAACCAGUUCACCGUGGUGUGCACCAAUGAUCUGAUUCACAGUAUCUGCAAUAAGCUUUUUUAUCAUUGCUUAGUAUGAACAUUAUCCACUUCAUAAUCCUCCUUUCCAUCUCCUAAUCUUUGCAAUAUAUCUUGAAACAAAUGAUUCUGUAUUUCGUAGAUACACUCCCUGUACUUACACGUUUCCUUUGUUUACUGUAGCCUAUGGUUGCGGAAAGUGAUUAGUUUUCAACAAAAACAAAAAACACCACCACCCAUGGACUUGCUUUUUCCACCUGUAACCUUGUUCCAAAGCUAGCCCAGUUUGGCGUAAAACUGCGACCCUGGUGACCUUUCCCAAAACAGAAAUCUGCAGUUAAAUUUCUAUGCCUCUGAUUAAAAGCAGUGAUGGAUGAAUGUAGCUGUAUUCGUAAAUUCAUCUAUCAGAGACAGUGUGUAAUGUGUGUUUUGUCAGAAUUAUGUUCAGACUCAGCAUUAGAGUGUCCACUUUUGUCCACAUUGUUGGAUUUAUUUUAGAUUCACAUGCAAUGGGAUAAUAUGCCAGGACAUUGACAAACCACAACAAGGUCUCACUAAAUAGUGUUGAAAAAGAAAUCUGUGUGAUUGUGUGUUUUGGGGCAUUUUAACGUGCAAAGGAUUUAUGCGUCUGGAUUUAAGUCUAUAUCUGAGAUUGUCGAAUACUUGUCCGAAGGGAAAAUAGUGACCACUGUACAGUGUAGCCAGAAUGCCCUGUAUAUGGCAAGCUGAUAUGGUGUUGGUAUGUGGUAUGAGUUCUCUUGGUUAUUAGUCUUAUUUGCUCUAAAAAAAUCCUAAUGUCAGGACAAAAGCCAGUUCUAAGGAAAUUGUUAAACUGUCCUGUAAGUUUUAUCUCGAGCUACAUUGUCCAAACAGCUGGGACAAAUUUAAUAUUUAAAACAUUUUAAGUUUGUACUAUGAAACUUAUAUUUUUUUUUUGGGCAGGGCGUGAUAACAUAAAAUCUCUGUUUUUAAAAUAACUUAUUGUCUUUAUAUGUGAUUUAAAUUAAAUUUGUUUUAUUAGAAAAGGCAUCUUACACUUUAUAUGUAGAAAAAAGGCUGUAAACUAACCUCUGUAGUCUAUAAGCUGAAUAUCAGAUUGAUGAUUCCAGAUGCGAGAUUCUGUGAAUUGUGUUUUUUUUCUUUGUAAUUGUGAUAUGACUUGAUUUACAAUAUUAUAUAUUAAUUUCUUUUAUUUUUCUGUUGAGUUUUCCCAGCAGAACACAAGGCCUGUGAAAAUUGUACUUGAAUCUUUGACAUUUGAAGUCUUAUAGACAUGCUUAUUGUUAUGUGAAAGUAAAAUAUGAAUUUAUUACUA